AUGUUCGGAGGAUUCGCCCCCCCUCAACAAUCCCAGGAGGAGAUCCGCGCCAUGGAGGCCGAGGCCGCCUUCACCGUCCAACAAGUCGUCGCCACAGCCUUCCUCCUCUACUUGUCUCCCUUCGCCAUUGACAUGGUUGGCAAGAUUUUCUAA
Messenger RNA from Clonostachys rhizophaga, 153 nucleotides. Lineage: Eukaryota; Fungi; Ascomycota; Sordariomycetes; Hypocreales; Bionectriaceae. The record is from the annotation of a GenBank genome assembly.